Messenger RNA from Teleopsis dalmanni, 1671 nucleotides. Its product is annotated as serine protease inhibitor 42Dd-like. Gene Ontology annotation, molecular function: serine-type endopeptidase inhibitor activity. Bases 488 to 1633 code for a protein of 381 amino acids. The record is from RefSeq and is a predicted model, not a curated record. The transcript has 5 exons. Lineage: Eukaryota; Metazoa; Arthropoda; Insecta; Diptera; Diopsidae.
AAUUUAGAAUAAAAAGUGGGUAGGUAUAUCAGACACAUACACCUGUUUAAUAACAUUGUUAUUAUUAAAAUGGCACUCCUACCACUAAAGGGAUUAAAAAAAGGGACCAAUGUAAACUUAACGCUUGUUCUAAUAUUAUAGAGAAAUUUGUUAGUCUUCUCAACACCCUCUAGUACAUUUCUUAUUGUUACCACAUAUAAACUCCAUUGCAAGUCAGUUCCACAUAGCUCAAAGUUCUAAGUUUAUAAGUCGACUGUAUCCAGGUUCGAUUUGUUACUCGCAACUACAAAACGCGGUAAAGGACGUCCGCAGCUUCCGAGGAACGACCAGCUGACCAACGAUUUGAAGUCGUUUGGUACUACCAACUGGCGACAGCAAACCAUUAAUCUAGCUGGCUGGCGGAGGCGUUCGACGCAACCAAAGGCAACUCACGUCUGUAAUGGCCAACUAAGUAGUUAUUUCAAUUUGUACCAUAACAAUUCUACAAAUGGCUACCGCCGGCACAACCGCACCAUCCUUGAGCGCUGCUCGUAAUGCCUUUGCAAUGGACACUUUUAAAGAAAUUGCGGUCAAUAGCAAUGCAAAGAAUGUAAUCUAUUCACCUGCCUCAAUACAAGCAUGUAUGACCUUACCAUUCUUUGGUGCCGAGGGUCAAACUGCAACAGAAUUAAGAGAUACAUUACAUUUAGGAGCUGGAGACAAACAGUCGAUUGCACAAAACUAUGGUGACUUUAUAAAACGCGUCUUUAAAAGUUCAUCUGAUGGUCCCCAACUAACUAUGGCGAAUCGUAUAUAUGUUCAACAAGGAUUGGAAGUGAAGCCACAAUUUAAUGAAAUCGCAGCAAAGAAUUUCCAAUCUGGUGUGGAACAAGUGAAUUUUGCUAAUUCUGGACCGACAGUCAAACAAAUCAACUCGUGGGUAGAACAACAAACGAAUAAUAAAAUUCAAAAUUUACUUUCGUCGGAUGCAGUAAAUGCACAAACAAGUUCCAUAUUGGUAAAUGCAAUAUAUUUCAAAGCUAAUUGGACCAAACAAUUUAGUGAAUCGUCUACGCAUAAAGCAGACUUCUCAUUAAAUUCUAGACAAAAGGUUCAAGUUGAUAUGAUGUUCAAUGAUGAUAACUAUAAAUAUGCGGAACUAUCCAAUUUAGAUGCGAAAGCUAUAGAGUUACCAUACAAAAAUUCAGAAAUCUCAAUGUUAAUUUUACUGCCAAAUAAAGUUGAUGGUCUUCAAGAACUAGAGAAGAAAGUAUCCGCUAUUGAUUUAAAUCAAAUUACAAGUGAAAUGACUUCAAAGAGUGUUGAACUGUUUCUACCCAAAUUUAAAAUCGAAUUUGACAUUGAUCUCAAGCAGUCAUUACAAAAUCUUGGCAUUAAAACUGCAUUUUCUGAUAAUGCUGACCUUAGUGGCAUAUUUACUACGAGUGUUCCACAAAAAAUUUCAGAUGUCAAACAUAAAGCAUUUAUUGAUGUUAAUGAAGCAGGUUCAGAAGCUGCAGCAGCUACAUAUAUUAAAAUUGUGCCUAUGAGUUUAAAUUUGAAUCAGAAAACUUUCGUUGCUGAUCGUCCAUUCGCUUUUUGGAUACGUAGCAACGACGCUGUUUAUUUUGCGGGUCAUGUUGUUUCACCCUAGAAAGUGAAUCUUUAAAAUUUAUUAUAAACUGAUUGUAU